Molecule: messenger RNA, 1499 nt
Organism: Ooceraea biroi (clonal raider ant)
Lineage: Eukaryota; Metazoa; Arthropoda; Insecta; Hymenoptera; Formicidae
Gene: endos
Product: endosulfine alpha
Cellular component (GO): cytoplasm
Molecular function (GO): protein phosphatase inhibitor activity
Source: RefSeq, a predicted model, not a curated record
UCGUCAGUAACGGCCACCUGGGGACGCGUGACCCUGCGUGUGACGCCGUCGCUGUUUUCGAUUGCGAGUGUACGGAGACGUUUCCAUUGACAGUCGCUUCUUCUCGGUGUGUGUGGUCAGUUUUCGCGGUCUCGGCGCUCGGGAAACAGGGGUAGAGAAACAUCUCGAGUGAAGCAUCCGCGAGAGAAAGCGACACUGGCAUCAUCGCCGUUAUUGCGCUGCUCACUUAGCUUAUGUACGUUAAUAUCGGGAUUAGUACGGGGAAGGUAACUGAAGGUAACUGGUAGCGCAUCCGAGGAAAACGUUUACUGGCGCGAGUUUCCCGAGACUUGCAACAAUGAGUGACGAUCAGUCAAACGAGCAAAGUCCCACUACGGAGUUGUCAUCAAGUGAUAUAGAAAAGUUAGAAGAAGCAAAGCUGAAAGCAAAGUUUCCAAAUGCAACCGGUCGGCCAUUCGGUGGUCAUUCUGCAUUCCUGCAGAAAAGAUUAGCUAAAGGGCAAAAGUAUUUUGAUUCUGGUGAUUACCAAAUGGCAAAGCAAAAGUCAACAGCCAAGCCAAAACCAGCUGGUGUUCUGCCAACAGGAGAUGCUAUACCAACACCAGAGACAGUACCGCAACGAAAAACGUCCAUUAUCCAACAAAAAUUUAAUACAUCAACGUCCUCAUAAGAUGUGUUUCACUUUUUUUUUAAUUACACUUACGCUAAAUUUAGUCUUAUGUUUAGAUGCCAGAAUACUAUGGUACAGUUAUACACACAAUUGGCGAUUUGAGUUUUACGUUUGAAAAUUCUUCUAAGGAUCUUCCCUAGGAAAGUUAGACCAGUACCAUAAAAUCCUUAUGUCUUUAGUAACCAACUAUUUUUUUAGCUGCUUAUUUUCAAAAGAGCAUCUGUAAUAUUAUUAAGAACAGUGUUCUGUACAUACGUGCCACAGUGGUAUAUAAGUUUUGUAAUAUACGUGAGUGGAUAAGUCAUUAUCUGAAAAUUGGUGAUUUUUACAUAUCAUUACAACACAUUCUUGUUUAUUGUCCAACACCAUUCGCAUAUUCUCUGAUUUCGGGUGCUAAUUCUACUUGAUUGAUUUUUGCUGAAAAAAGUUAAAAAGAAUCGCACGUCUAUUUAGAUUUUAUUGUCAACCAGCAACAGAUAUGCAUCUAAGAUGCGCACGUGUGUAAAAAUUUAUAUUGAAAAUAUGAGAAAGUAAACGAAUAAGUAAGUAGUAAUAAAUAUUUAACAAUAAGCUCUCUCUUGUCUCGGUGAUACGUAAUCGUCAUGAUAAUUUAAACGUAUUCCACUUGUGCACGAUAAGAUUGAGAGUAAGAAGAUAUACAGAGAUCUGCAUUUCCAAAGCUGCUGUGAUGCGCUUAGUAAGACUAUUUUCUUAUUAAAAACAGAAAAAAAAUCGUAUUUACUAUGGGAGUCUGUAGUACGAACAGAAUAAUUUUAAGUGUAACUACAGUUUUGCUUAUUGUAAGCUGAAUUUAGUAAUAUAUUGUAAC